This is a messenger RNA of Calidris pugnax (ruff), 1546 nucleotides long. It is a transcript of the gene RELL2, whose product is annotated as RELT-like 2. The coding region runs from base 139 to 1284 and encodes 381 amino acids. NCBI's taxonomy places the organism in Eukaryota, Metazoa, Chordata, Aves, Charadriiformes, Scolopacidae. The transcript has 8 exons. Gene Ontology annotation, biological process: positive regulation of p38MAPK cascade; positive regulation of cell-substrate adhesion. The record is from RefSeq and is a predicted model, not a curated record.
AAAGAAGGAAGGAAGGCAGGCAGCCGGGGGGACCGGAGGAUGCUCGCCGCGGUCCCCAGCCGCGGGGAUGCGGGGUUGCUAGGAGGCAGGUGAAGGUGAAGAGGAGAGUGCUGCGGAGGACCGCAGGCCCAGAUCCGCAUGUCAGACGAGAGCAGCACCGACAAUGGGGAGUCAGACCCCCAGCACAGCCUGUAUAUGGUCUUCCUCCUCGUCCUUGUCUUCUUCAUCAUGGGACUGGUGGGUUUCCUUAUCUGCCAUGUCCUGAAGAAGAAGGGUUACCGGUGCCGGACUUUCCGGGACGAGCUCGACCCAGAUAACAAAGAUGUGCUGGCAGAGCUUCAGGCCAAUGAAGAGGAGGAGCUGAACGAGGACACUGUGGAGAAGAUUGUGAGAUGCAUCAUCCAAAAUGAAGCGAAUGCAGAGGCCCUCAAAGAGAUGCUGGGGGACAAUGAAGGGGACAUCCCAGUGGCAGUGCCCAGCCUUUGUCCUCACCGUAACAGCCAGGAUGGGGGCCCACCACAUCACCACACGGUACAUCUGGGCUCCACGCAGGCCCCCUGCAUCCACUGCAGCAGGAGGAAGAGGCACCCACUGCAUCGGCAAGGACGGUCCAAGGAAGGCAAAGGCAGGAUGCAUCCUGGAGAGACCACAGUCUUCUCAGUGGGCAGGUUUCGUGUCACACACAUCGGGAAGAAGCCCACCUUCCACGAGCAGCAGGAUGGUCCCCUGCCUGACGGCAGCCGAGAGCUGAGCACAGAGGAGCUGGAGCACAGCAGCGACCGCCUCCAACGGGAGCGGGCUCGCAACGGGACUGUCCCCACAGGUGGCCUGCAGAAUGGAGCCGUCCAGAAAGGUGCCCAGAGCAACAAAGGUGGGGAGCAGAGCCGCACCACCACCCCGGCCCCAAAUACACCGAUCAGCUCUGGCACUCGUGGCAGCAGGCAUUCAGGCAAGGGGUCCGGAGUGACAGGAUCACUGCAGGAUGCUGGCACUGGUCCUCCUGGGAGCACAAGCCGCCAGAGGAAGCUCCUAAGCCAUCGGGUGCUGGGUGGGUCAAGUCCCAGCAUCCCAGGAGAGCUGAUGCAGGAAGGAGGCAGCAUCUGCCUGGAGGAGACCGGACUGGGGUCAGCAGACGAAGUGUCGGAUAUUCACGGGAGCCUGAGUCUGCACGAACAGGUUGAUGAGUUGGGGAGAGACGACAGCAGCAGAAGACAGCCUGGGGUGGAGGACAAAGGCCAGCAGGAGCCCAGCACAGUGACACAGGACCGAGGAGCAACUGUGUGACCUCCUCUCCGCUCCUGGCUGGAGCGUGGACGUGGAGAUGCGUGGCCCCCCCCCGGCUCCCUAUGCUGGGCUGGGGGCUCUGCUGUGGGGGGGACCUGUGGGGCAGCCGGCCCCGGGCGAGCAGCUACGCGCUUGGCAUGGCCGGAGCGACGCGCCGACGUUACAGACAACCACGCUCGGCGCCAGACCUCAUCCCAUUGGCAAUAGGUACCUGACCCCCACCCACCGCACCCGCCCUGGAGACCCCCCCACCCUGAGGGCA